UUGAUAAACCGAAUCUUCGGAGUAGAAGUUGCGCAUGUUGCUGAUAACAGGCCUGGAAAAGCAGUGAUUGAGGAAGAGCUGAUCUCUCCUCAAAAUGACCGAUUCAUCUUACACGACAGCCGAGGCUUCGAACCGGCUGAAGGCAGCAACUAUGAUACCGUAAAGUCAUUCAUAGAGACCAGGAAGAAGAUGCCACAUAUCAAAGAUCAGCUUCAUGCAGUGUGGUUGUGUUUCCCGGUACCUAUUAUAGAAUUUGGUGAACGACUUUUGGAGGAGGGCGCAGAAACAUUCUUGGAGCAGUCGAGCGAAGCCCUAGGGAAUACUCCGACUGUUGUUGUAUUCACGAAAUACGAUAACCUCAUAGCGUAUAUGCAAGUAUCAGGUGAAGAGGAUCCUGAAGCAGGGGCGGAGCGUUAUCUGCAAAAAUAUUGUGUCAAGCCAAUUCAAGAGUUCUUGAAAGUCAAGGACAUUUUGCAUGUUGCAAUUAGCUCAAACCGUAUGUGUGAGCGAGGGCAUGGCGAGCUGACAAACCUCACCUAUGAGAGGGUAUCUGAAAGCUUCGCCUCCCAGCCGAACAUGGUAUCACCGGUUCCUUUUGCGGCCGCAGGAGCUCAAAGGAUGGUACCUAGAGUAAAGAUUGAAUCAUCAAUUAACGUGGGAAAGCAGAGGUAUUGGAGAGCACUCGCUACCAGCACAAAUUUUUGGGGUUUUACGAUGCUGGACUGCCUUGGUGUGAUACACACCGACAUCACCUCAGUCUGGAACUUCUAUGAUCCUUCUGCGUACCUGAGUAGCAAAGAAUUUCGAGAUUUGAUGGUUAACAUGGUCGGCAACGUGGAUGUACUGACCGAGUCGUCCUGUGCAUCUACCCAUCUUGGUCGUAGUGACACCAUUUCGGGUAAUGCCAUCCCUCUCAUGACUGCAAUGGUCGUGAUUCUGCCAUUCAUUGCCGGCUUAGCCCUUGUCCAAUGGGUCAACGAAUCCUACCAACGACUGCAAAAUGUACAUCAAAAGUUUAUGGCAUACAUCGUCGACUUGACGCACGUUCUGGAAAUAUUAUUUGCACUCACAGGUAACAAGAAGGGAAAGAAACUUACGCGAAGGGCGAUUAAGCUGGCCUUCACUGCUUACUAUGAAUCGUCAUGGAUGAGAAACGUUCAUGCGUCGAUUAGGCAGUUCAAGCAUACGAUCACAGAUCACGACAUGAUUCUCGAAAAGAUUGAGGCUCUGGUCCUUGCGAGUGGUAGGGAAACAUGUGUGGCCAGCGUGGUUGAACAGAUACGGUCGGUCGACCUGGAGCAAGAUGAAGAAUGGCACACUUGAUGAUAUAGCCUACUGAAGGCUUCCCCAUUUCUGUUCUGCUCUUUACCCGAUAACUUUUGUGUCGUUUGGCUAGCCUCCGUUGUUAUGUUGUUGUUUUUUUUUUCACGUCAUUGUUAUGAUCAUCUGUAAUAGCUCGAAGGUGCCUCUGACUACAAAAUGGAGCAUAUCUCCAGAUCCACUGUGGCAAGCACAAUAUACAAUAUACCAUUCAAAAGCCC
Pisolithus orientalis is the source of this 1541-nucleotide messenger RNA. RefSeq lists its product as uncharacterized. NCBI's taxonomy places the organism in Eukaryota, Fungi, Basidiomycota, Agaricomycetes, Boletales, Pisolithaceae. The record is from RefSeq and is a predicted model, not a curated record. The transcript is spliced from 10 exons. Bases 190 to 1323 code for a protein of 377 amino acids.